CCAAUGCAAUACUAUGUGACCGCUAAAUCACUCUCUAGUCUCCUAAAGAGACGCCCACCGCUCUCUCAACUCAGUCAAAUUCAUGCUAAAAUAAUUACCAAUUCACUCUCAGGAAAGGCUGCUUUGGUUGACUCUCUGAUUCACUGUUAUCUCAACAUUAACAAUCUGGAUGGUGCUAGAGCCUUAUUCAACCAUUACCCUUUGCCUUCACCACCAACUCUGUUAUGGAAUCUGAUGAUCAGGGCAUACUCAAAACUUCAAAAUUCGACAGAACCGUUCAAUCUUUUUAACCAAAUGAUCACUUUUGAGCACUCUCCUUUUCGGGUUUUUCCUGAUAAGUAUACAUUCAAUUUUGUGAUCACUUCUUGUUCUCACCAGAUGUCGAUUGUGUAUGGUGAAAUUGUUCAUGGGAUGAUUAUGAAAAAUGGGUAUAUAUCGGAUUUGUACGUGGGAAAUUCUGUGGUCAACUUGUAUGCUGUUUUUGGGAAAAUGGGUGACGCCUGUAAAGUUUUUGAUGAAAUGUCACAGAGAGAUGUGUUCUCAUGGACUAGUUUGGUUUGCGGAUAUGCAAAGAAUGGGGAGAUGACCAAAGCAUGUCAGGCCUUUCUAGAAAUGCCGGUGCGUAAUGACGUGUCUUGGGCUGUUUUAAUUUCAGGUUUUGUUGGAUGUAGAAGAUAUCUUGAAGCCCUCAAGUACUUCCGUGAAAUGCUGUGUGAUGGUGAAUGCAAGGUCAAGCCUAAUGAGGCUGUUCUAGUCUGUGCUCUCUCUGCUUGUGCUCAUCUUGGGGCUUUGGAUCAAGGCAAAUGGAUUCAUGCUUAUGUAGAUAAGAAUAAUAUUUUUGUUGGUUCAAAUAUUAGUACUGCUCUGAUUGACAUGUAUGCAAAGUGUGGCAGGAUUGACCUUUCAAUAAGAGUAUUUGAUGAGAUUUCUGUACCUGAUGUCCACAACUUUACGAGUUUGAUAACAGGGUUAUCCAUUCAUGGACUUGGUAGGGAUGCUUUACGUGUAUUUAAUAAAAUGUUAACUAAAAAUGUUAAACCAAAUGAAGUCACUAUUUUGGGGGUUCUGAAUGGAUGUAGCCAUUCUGGUUUAGUUGACGAGGGCUCUUCAGUUUUUGCUAACAUGGAAAGCAAUUUUGGGAUUGAACCCAAAAUUGAGCAUUAUGGCUGUUACAUUGAUUUGCUUGGGCGUGCUGGCUACUUGGAGAAGGCUUUUCAUGUUGCCAAAAGUAUGCAUGUGAACCCUGAUAUUGUCAUAUGGAGGGCAUUGCUUAGUGCUUGUAGAGUUCAUCGUGAUGUAGAUCUUGGAGAACGCAUAAUAACUCAUAUCAAGGAACACGACGCUUAUGGUCAAAGCAGAGGUGAGGUGCUACUUUCUAACUUGUAUGCUUCUCUAGGUAGAUGGGAAAGAGUUACUCAAAUAAGGAAGUUAAUUGGACAUAGAGAGAAUCAAUUGGACAUUGGGCAUAGUUGGAUUGAGGUGAAUGGUGUUGUACAUGAGUUUCGAGUUGCUGAUAAGUUGCACAUACAAAUUGCAGAGAUUCGGGAGAAGUUGCAUGAGAUUCUAGAAAGAGCUAGCCUUGUCGGGUAUGUUGCUAAUACCACUCAGGUUUCAUUUGAUUUAAGCGAGGAAGAGAAAGUGCAAGCAGUGGCUUGGCACAGUGAGAAGCUAGCUGUUGCUUUUGGAUUGAUGACAACUGUGCCUGGAACUAGUAUUCGUAUAGUAAAGAAUUUAAGAACUUGUGAGGAUUGUCAUUCUGCUCUGAAGGCGAUCUCCAAAGCUUAUGGGAGAGAGAUUAUUGUAAGAGAUCGAUCUCGUUUCCACCAUUUCAGAGAAGGAAUCUGUUCUUGCAAGGACUACUGGUAGUUGUCAUUUUGUUUAACCUUUACCGUUAGAGAUUAUAGCCAAACAAAGCUUUGGUUGGGAUCAUCCUCCGUUGCAAUUGUUCUUAAAUCUCUGAGGUGGUUUGGACUUUAUAGUUCAUCCAUGAAAAUCCACUUAGCUUUAUAACAGAAUUAAGAGGUUAACUCAGCAACCCGCAGAAGUUAUACAGCUGUCUAUAGGCUGAGGCCCAAGCUUCAUCCUCACUUAAAAAACAUCCAACAAGAGGAUACUAUUUCAGGAGAGUAACAGAUCUGCUGCUUUUUUAUUCAUUUUGUGUUCUUUUCAGUCUGCCAUUCAAUUUCAACAACUAUACAGGAAAAAAUCUGAAUUUAGAUUCGUUGCUCAGAGUCUUGUUAAGCUUUGCAGUUGAAAUAUUAGCUACUGAGUUUGAUGUCUGUGAUAUUUAUUUCAUGUCUGUAGUUCUUGCAAAUGCUAUACUUAUAUUGCUUUCGGGGAGAAACUUUAGCUGAAGCUAAUUCUUAUUUCUGUAGAUAUAAAGGGCAGAUCAUUUAUGAUUUUUUUUUUACUAGUUAAGAUCUUUUCAACAUGUAUAUGUGGUGAAAUGCCUGUCUAAUAAUUUCCCUAUUAGUUGACACCGUCCAGAGCAUUGACAUCAUCCAGAGCACAUCUUUAUGUUUGUCUUGUUUCAUGAGAAAUGCAUAAAUGUAAAAUCUGUUUUUUCCUACAAAUUAAGAAAUAUGGUUAAAGAAUUAGCAUACAUCUGCUUUGCUCUUGUUGCUGAGAUAUGCAUACUGUUGGGCUUGCAGCCCAAAGAACUGUGCGCAGCCUAAUGUCUCUAAAGUAAACUAUGUGCUGACUGCUUGAAAUCUAAUUUAAUCAUAUGAAUACCACUUCAGUAUAUGGUUAUGGUUUUCUAGUUAAAUUUUCAGAUUGUAUGGUCCGCUAACUGCACAGAAUAGAACACAAUGGAUACCUCUUGUAGAAACACUAAUUUGGCUGUUGCUGAUUUUUGCAGUUUGUAAACUCACCAAUUGGCUUCUGGGACUUGUUGAUUUUGGACUUUUUCAGAAAUACUUGUUUCAGCUUAAACCUCUGUCUAAUUUCAUCAUAAAACCUGUUUCCUUUUAACUUAGUUCAUGUAAAUGCCCAAUAGUCUUAGGAAUGUUUACUAUGGAUUGUAUAUACCACUUAUUAAAGAAUAAACUCUUUAUUCUUUUGUUUUUUUCCUUGUGACUUUUAGUUUCUUCAUUCUUUUAGGUUUAGGAAACCCUGGCUGAUGAUUCAGUUAUGCCAAUGUUUCUUCCCAUCUAUAAGAACUUUCCUACUUCUUAAAAAAUUAUUUCCAUAACUACAUCUAGCAGCCAUAUGGUGUAUAAUAGCAUAAACUGCUUAAUGGACCAAAUAUAAAAUUGGCUUAAUUCUCUUCUUAUAAUUUUCUUUUUCCUCAUUUAUAAUUGUUGAACAAGCUAAUUGGGUCAUGAAUUUAGCCUUGGUCUUGAUGAAGUAUUUGUCUAAGUUUUCCCCAAAAGAUUCUAAUUUUAGCUGUACUCUAUAUACCAUUCUAAAGUCUUAGAUUUUAAUCACAUGCUUGGCAGCUUCAUCAUGAAGAUUUCUCUGUUUUUAUUCUCAACCUUGCUGUCUAAGAGAGGAAGAAUGGAAAAGGAAAAGUUACUAUCUGCUUUACUACUGAAUCUUGGUGCACUAUGGCUCUAAAAGGAAGAGAACAAUCCUGUGGCAUCGUGGGCAGAAAAUAUGAUUCUUCUUCUUCCAGUGCAACAAAGAUGGCUGCUAUGAUUGCUCAAAGUCAAAAAUGUACAAUGAAUGAUGACUCUAGGUAUAUUAUAACCCUUGCUCAGUUGUCCCAUUGAUUGUUUUCUAUCAUGAAAUUCUUAUGUGACUCAGCUGCCAAGUAUCCUUUUCCAUCGUUUAUUGGCACCUAGGAAAGAAUAACAAUGUUGAGUAUCCACUAUACAACUUAGUGGGACUAGUACACAUUUCAUUUUGUAAACCUGUGGCUUAAGUUUAUCUUGGAGCAACUACAUGCGGCCAUUUUCUAAUUCCUAGGCACUUUGGGAAGAUUUUUUUGACUAAGUCAAAGUUGUCCUAUGAUCCUUUCAUCUAAAGUUUUACCUAAGUUAGCUUGUAA
Coffea arabica (coffee) is the source of this 3991-nucleotide messenger RNA. RefSeq names its product pentatricopeptide repeat-containing protein At3g62890-like. Lineage: Eukaryota; Viridiplantae; Streptophyta; Magnoliopsida; Gentianales; Rubiaceae. Gene Ontology annotation, molecular function: RNA binding; protein binding; zinc ion binding. The record is from RefSeq and is a predicted model, not a curated record. Gene Ontology annotation, biological process: RNA modification.